Messenger RNA from Coffea eugenioides, 1756 nucleotides. RefSeq names its product NADH-cytochrome b5 reductase-like protein. The transcript has 13 exons. The record is from RefSeq and is a predicted model, not a curated record. NCBI's taxonomy places the organism in Eukaryota, Viridiplantae, Streptophyta, Magnoliopsida, Gentianales, Rubiaceae. The coding region runs from base 268 to 1257 and encodes 329 amino acids. Gene Ontology annotation, molecular function: cytochrome-b5 reductase activity, acting on NAD(P)H.
UUUCUGAAUACUAACAAUAAGAGGUUGCAAAAACAAAACCAGGAAUCCAUAACCAUUACCACAUCAGACACCAGCGUGUCGGUUGUAAGCAGAAUCCUUGUCAACCCGAGCCCACCAGAUACAUUCUCCGCCGGAGGUCGGAGAUUUCCAACUCUGCCAUCCUAGGUUCAGCCUCUUCUAGCAGUCACUACGACUACCAUUCACCUCAGUACUGCUGCUACCGCAAAGUCUAGAAAGGGCGGCCCUGAAGAAGAAAAGAAGAAAGAAAUGGCAGCGUUAUUGAAGAAAUUGGCAACGAAGGCUGCACCGAUGAUCGCAUUCAAUGGAGCUUUUCUAGCCCAAUCCAAGUCUACUUUCCCCAAUUUCCGUAUCCCCUUUGGAGCUAUUGCGGCGGUUUCCGGUGGCAUAUCCUAUUAUUACUACUUCUCUUCUUCAUCCGUGGCGUACCUAGAUGAGAUCGCUGAUGAUACUGGGUCCAAAAUGGCACUUAAUCCUAAUAAAUGGACUGAAUUCAAACUGGAAGACAAGGCACAAGUCAGCCACAAUACUCAGUUAUUCAGGUUUUCGUUUGAUCCAUCUGUGAGAUUAGGUCUUGAUAUUGCAUCAUGCAUUCUUACCAGGGCACCAACUGGACAAGAUGCUGAGGGGAAAACAAAAUAUGUCAUUCGCCCUUAUACACCAAUAUCUGAUCCAGAUGCCAAGGGGUACUUUGAUUUGAUGAUUAAGGUGUAUCCAGAAGGGAAAAUGAGUCAGCAUUUUGCAAGCUUAAAGCCAGGUGAUGUUAUGGAAGUGAAGGGGCCCAUUGAAAAGCUCAGAUAUAGCCCAAACAUGAAGAAACACAUUGGCAUGAUUGCAGGGGGAAGUGGCAUCACACCAAUGCUUCAGAUUAUAGAGGCUAUCCUUGAGAAUCCUGAUGACAACACCCAGGUCUCACUGCUCUAUGCUAAUGUAUCCCCUGACGACAUUCUUCUCAAAAAGAAGCUUGAUGUACUAGCAGCUAGCCACCCAAAUCUGACGAUACAUUACACAGUUGAUAAUCCAACAAAUGAUUGGAUAGGGGGUAAAGGUUAUAUAUCAAAAGACAUGGUUGUCAAAGGAUUACCUGGGCCUGCUGAUGAUACACUUAUCCUAGUGUGUGGUCCUCCUGGUAUGAUGCAGCAUAUAUCUGGUGACAAGGCCAAAGACUAUUCACAGGGCGAGCUAACUGGUUUACUUAAGGAACUUGGUUACACGGAAAGCAUGGUAUACAAAUUCUGAAGGACAGUGUACUUAGGGUUGCUGCACUUCACUUGAAGAUAUUCAAAGAAUAUCAUGCGCUUCAAGCAUGAUAUGCAAAUUUUGAAGGAGGGUGUACUUGGUGUUGCUGCAAUUCAAGAUAUUCUGGAAUAAAUGAAUUUCAAAGAACGCAGGCUGAACUUACAGCAUUAGCCUAGAAUUUGGAUGAGCAUAAGGAUCGUUUGUUGGGAAUUUUAUGAUUUUUGACAGCCCUGACGACGAAAGUAUAGAUCUUUAAAGAAAUGUCUGGAAUAUCUUUUCCUGUAAGAUCCAGUAUCAAACUUUCGAUUGAUUUUCUGAUCUUAUACUUUGUGCUUGCGGUGUGGGAGGAGCCGGGUGCACAGGAAUACAGGAUUCCCUUUUUCUUUUUCGCAGGUCGAACGUACUAUUAUUGUUGUUGUUUCACGCUACUUGGGCCUUUGCUCGUUUUAAAGUUAGGGUUAAUUCCAUUUUGUAAUUUUUAACUGUAUUCAAAUUUUCA